CAAUUAUCAACGAUAUCUAUUGUCGCUCUCGCUGAGCAUCGUCGAAAUGGUUGGGAAGAAGAAGCGCGGUCAUCCCGACAUUGAGGAACUCCUCGCUCGUCCCUGGUGCUACUACUGUGAGCGUGAUUUCGAUGACCUUAAGAUCCUCAUCUCCCAUCAAAAGGCUAAACACUUCAAAUGUGAAAGAUGCGGCCGUCGACUGAACACUGCAGGAGGACUCUCCGUCCAUAUGAAUCAAGUCCACAAAGAGACUCUGACCAGCGUCGAUAACUCCCUACCAAACAGACAAGGACUGGAGGUGGAAAUCUUUGGUAUGGAAGGUAUCCCGGAAGAUGUUGCUCAAGCACAUAAUCAGCGCAUCAUCGCAGGUUUCUACCAAGCGGAGGCUGAGCGACGAGCUGCAACCGGUAAUCCUGGACCCGGUGCGCAAGCUGGCGGACAACCGAAGAAGCCCAAGUUCGAGUCCCCGGCAGAUCUCAAGAAGCGCUUAGCGGAACACAAAGCACGAAAGGCGGAACAGGCUGCGGGUGGAAGCAGUGGUGGCAAUACUCCUGGUGCACAAAACAGUCCUCUUGGACAGAGCCCAGGUUCAUUUAAUGCAUCUCCCUUCCCUCCUCCGCAGAGUGGCUAUACUGCUCCUCAAGCUGCUGGUAGUUAUGGCUCAUUCUCUCAAGAACAAUACACACAACCAACGCCAGCCUACCAACAAUCGUAUCAGCAGGCUCCCUUCUCCGGCCCCCCAGGCUCCUCAUUCCCACCUCAAUACUCGCCCGCGCAGUCGUUCCAGGCUGGACAGUCGUUUCCUCCUGGUAAUGGCUUUCAACAAGGCUUCCAGCAAGGACAAUUUGGAGCUGGCUCACCACCUGGCUCUUUCAAUGGUUACCAAGGCCAACCUUCGCAAACUCCUCCGCAUGGUGGCGGUCUGCCAAGUCGCCCGCCCAGUUUACCUGCUGCGCCUGGCCUUCCACAACGUCCAUCAUUCGGUGCUCCAGCGGUCGCCCCAUAUCAAAUGCAACAAAUGCAUCAAGGUCCCCCACAAAGUGGAUGGCAAGGCAAUGGAUGGAAAGGUCAAGAUCAGAAUUCAGCUAUGUCAUCAGCUUAUCCUCCUCACUCACAAGGUUAUGGAGAUUACUCGACUAACGCCUCUUCGGUGGAUGACCUGGUUUCAGGUGCUGCCAGAGAGGCUGAUGACAUUGACGAGAUUAUCAGAAUGGCUGAAGCAGGUAUCAAGCCCCCAAAGAAAGGAGAACGUGUAUCAACCCCGGUACAAGCAUUGGAAACUACCGCCACACCUACUCCUGCCCCCGACAUCAAGCCUGAAGCAGUCGAGAAGACCGAGGUGCCCGACAAGCCCGAACAAAAUGAGAAGAAGUCAAAGAAGGAGAAGCAAACCAAGAUGUUCUACUCCGACAAUGAGUUGAGUCCGGAAGAGAGAAUGGCCAAAAUGCCCAGGUACGCAUUUGUCCCAGAAGGAAACACUGAAACAGCACUUGUCAAUGCCACUACAUUACCAGGUGUUGCCGGCAAAGUCGACACAUGAAGAUGAUGGAGCUUCGGCAGGUCUACCGACUUUCAUUCGUCCUUUUUCCUUUGGCUUUUUU
Molecule: messenger RNA, 1601 nt
Organism: Mollisia scopiformis
Lineage: Eukaryota; Fungi; Ascomycota; Leotiomycetes; Helotiales; Mollisiaceae
Exons: 4
Coding region: 47-1540 (497 amino acids)
Cellular component (GO): nucleus
Molecular function (GO): DNA binding
Source: RefSeq, a predicted model, not a curated record